Molecule: messenger RNA, 8609 nt
Organism: Ictalurus furcatus (blue catfish)
Lineage: Eukaryota; Metazoa; Chordata; Actinopteri; Siluriformes; Ictaluridae
Gene: ptbp3
Product: polypyrimidine tract binding protein 3
Exons: 14
Coding region: 534-2093 (519 amino acids)
Biological process (GO): mRNA processing; regulation of RNA splicing
Cellular component (GO): nucleus
Molecular function (GO): mRNA binding
Source: RefSeq, a predicted model, not a curated record
GGGUCGAGUGAUGAUGCGAUGCUUUCAUGCGUUCACCUCUUCUUCCUGUGUUUGUUUUUUUUGUAGUUAAUUUGUCCUUUUUUUCGUUCGCAUUCCUUUCUGCGCAUUCACUCUCUCUCUCUCUCUGUGUCUGUCUUUCUGUCUACCUUUUUGUGUUUCUCUCUCUCUCUCUCUCUCUCUCUCUCACACACACACCCCUCCUUUUUCCUCCCUCCCUCCCUCCGUCUCUGUGCUCUCUCUUCAUUGCUAUCCGUGAGCUUCUCCUCUGUUUUUCUGCCUCAGUCCUGAAUCCACCUUUCUCUCUCUCUCUCUCUCUCCUCUCUCUCUCUGUCUUUUCCAGUCUUUUUUCUUUAUCAUCCUCCUUUUCCUCUUUCUUUCUCUCUCCACUCCCUCUCUUUCUCUCUCGUGCUUUUUUUGUUGUUGUUUUUGCUUUUUUUUUGUAACCUACAGGACUAAUCUGACAUGUUUCUGAUGACGUGCAGUGAUAAUCUGAAGAGCCUGCCGCUUCUGCAUUCCUGUCUGGUCGUAUUACCAUGAGCAAUUCCACUCCAUCCACAGCUAAUGGCAACGAGAGCACAAAGUAUAAAGGAGACCGACCGCCCUGUGGCCCCUCUCGUGUCCUUCACCUUCGCAAAGUUCCCAUUGAGGUGUCCGAGGCUGAGGUCAUCUCAUUAGGAAUCCCCUUCGGCAAAGUCACCAACCUGUUGAUGCUCAAAAGCAAAAACCAGGCUUUUAUAGAAAUGGCUUCUGAGGAAGCAGCGAUCACCAUGGUGAACUACUACACCACAGCGACGCCACACGUCCGUAACCAGCCCGUCUACAUCCAGUACUCCAACCACCGCGAGCUGAAGACAGACAACCUGCCCAACCAAGGGAGAACCCAGGCCACCCUGCAGGCCGUCAACGCCAUGCAUUCUGGGAACAUGACUCACUCGGCGUCGGCCGGCGACAGCAGCUUGAUGCCUGGUCAGAGUCCUGUCCUGCGCAUCAUCGUGGAAAAUCUCUUCUACCCGGUUUCUCUGGAAGUGCUUCACCAGAUCUUCUCGAAGUUUGGAACAGUCCUGAAGAUCAUCACGUUCACCAAGAAUAACCAGUUCCAGGCUUUGCUACAAUACGCAGAUCCCAUAAACGCGCAUCACGCCAAAAUGACUUUAGAUGGACAGAACAUUUAUAACGCCUGCUGCACGCUGCGUAUCGAGUUCUCCAAACUCACCAGCCUCAACGUCAAGUACAACAACGACAAGAGCCGAGACUUCACACGACUCGACCUGCCUUCAGGAGACGGACAGCCCACGCUGGAGCCCACCAUGACUGCAGCGUUCGGGGCUCCUGGGAUCAUCUCCUCACCCUAUGCUGGAGCGGCUGGUUUCGCUCCUGUUGGUUUCCCUCAGGCUGCAGGUCUCUCCAUGCAGGCGAUGCCCGGUGCUCUCGGACCCCUCACCAUCCCCGCAUCAGCUGUAGCCGGGCGGAUGGCCAUCCACGGCAUGCCCCCCACCGCCCUCCAUUCCGUUCUCCUCGUCUCCAACCUCAACCCUGACAGUAUAUCACCACACGGACUGUUCAUCUUAUUCGGAGUGUAUGGAGAUGUUCACAGAGUUAAGAUUCUGUUCAAUAAGAAGGAGAAUGCGUUGGUGCAGAUGGCGGAUGCGACGCAGGCCCAGCUCGCGAUGAGUCACCUGAACGGUCAGCGUCUGUAUGGCAGGGUGAUGCGCGUCACCAUCUCUAAACACCAGACGGUGCAGCUUCCCCGCGAGGGUCAGGAGGAUCAGGGCCUGACCAAAGACUUCAGCGGCAGCCCUCUGCAUCGCUUCAAAAAACCCGGCUCCAAAAACUUCCAGAACAUCUUCCCUCCAUCAGCUACGCUGCACCUCUCCAACAUCCCACCGUCUAUUGCGGACGACAUGCUGAAGGACCUGUUCUCUGGUUCAGGAUACACCGUUAAAGCUUUCAAAUUUUUCCAGAAGGACCGAAAGAUGGCGUUGAUCCAGCUCGGCUCGGUGGAGGAGGCCAUCCAGGCCCUGAUCGACCUCCAUAACUACGACCUGGGCGAGAACCACCACCUCCGAGUGUCCUUCUCCAAAUCCACCAUCUAGCAGCGUUCCCCUUCACGCUCCCUCAGCGCCGCCGCUGUUCUGUUCACGGGUUUAAAUCUGAGCGAGGAAGCCUGACUGACGAACUUCUGUAACUAAAGACAUGAUUUAAAAAAAAAACUUUAAUAAUGAAAAAUAGACAAAAAAAAACCAACAGAGACUUUGGGUAGUUUUAGAGAUUUUAGGGGUUUUAAAGUUAUACGGAGUUAAAGACUACUAUAUGACCUUCAGCUAGAGGUAAACUGAAGGUUGGUGUAUUUUAUUUUUUUUUAAGCUGGAGACGUGUGAACUUCUUCAGUUCCAUAGCGACGAAGUUCUCGUUUUGAUCUGUUUAUUCUCACAGCCAUCGCUGGGUGGUUUGAGCAGAACCGCAGCAGAAACUUCAGAACGCGAGAGAGAACGAUCUCUGUGACUUUGUUGGAGAAGUUUGGAGACGUUUCUGGACGUGUGGACGUGAAAAUGGAUGUUGAUGUGCCUGUAGUGCUAUUUAACUGUUAACGUUUCACCCAGGUGCUCCAUCCAGCCUUCAGAACUAGAGCCUCAUUGGAUAGGCCACGCCCUCUCUGAAUGUCCGUGAUGUCAUCACAAGGUGCCGCCGGGUAAAAAAAACCCUGUAGCGACGUUCCCUCACCAACGAGAGCUAUCUUUCACGUAGCAGUAAAGUGUCCGUGUGAUGGACGGGGAACAGUUCUGACAUUUCGUCAUUCGUGCUCGGGAUCUGCGAGAACAUCCUGAAAGAUUUUCUGUUCUCCUGUGAAAUGGGUUUCGUUUUAAGUUUGAUUUUAACUUAAACGUCAGACGGACGAGACUGUUGUGAAACCCGCGUCACCUGGUCUGGACCGCUUGGCCGCUCGCUCGCGUUCGGCCGAGACAUUUUUAUAGACGUAAUCGUGCACGAUCAUUCCAGGAAAGCACGUCCAGCUGUCAAUUAUGCUGGAACACUCCAAUCAUAGAGCCUGGCUGUCAGGAUGCCCCGCCUCCUGUCAUUUAAAUGUCAUUUUGAAUGUGAAUCAUGUAGCCCCCCCCCCCCCCCACCAGGAAUGAUGCAUUCUGGUUGCUGAUUAAUUCCCUCUCCAUUCGGUGUCCCUCUUGUAAUCAAAUGCUUUUCCUUUGACCUUUUAUUAUUGUUUUAUUUAAUUUGUUUUCUUUCCAGGUUUCAUACUCAAAAUCAGAACGAUCUGAUUCGAUGGAAGCUUUUCUCUCUCUCUCUCUCUCUCUCUCUCUCUCCCUCUCCUUCCUUGCUGUCCCACCUCCACACGUACAAAACCAAAAUAAGAAAAAGAAAAGUGAGAGGAAAAAAGAGAGCGUCUCUGUGGCACAGGGAGAAAAGCCGUUCCUACUGAAACGCUCCGGCUUUAAUAUCGUGUUCAUUGUGUGGUGAAAUGUGUUAGUGAAUUAAAUUAGGCCGUGGUUUCAGUCGGCGGGGGGAGGGGGGAGGGGUUUAUGAAAAGUUCUGGUUUGUAAAUUUUUAUAAAUAAACGAAGAGCGUCAUACUGUUCCUGGAGAGCCAUCAGCCUGUAGGGUUGCCAGGUCUGUGAUGUUUAAACUAUUUAUACCAAUGCGCUGUUGAAUUCUUCAAGCUGAUUGGUCAGAAGGUGUUGAUUAUUGUUUCUAUAGUAACGGUUAAUUCACAGGGACUUGUACAGCGGACGCCACAUGGAUUAAACGGCAGUGAAAAUAAAUGCAGUAGUUUUCUGUAAGGAGACUUUCUGUUUAUGUAACCGUUAUGGAAGGAGUCUCCAGCGUCAGCGUAACAGUUAGAGGUCACGCUGUGAGGUUUCCGAUGUUUUUGUUUGUUUGUUUUUACUUCAAGAGAAAGAGAAAAAAGAUGGCGAGGCCGGGUGAGGGAACGACUGUUUAUAGCUGCUAUAACGUAAAUAUUUCACAAACGUUAAAUGUAAUUAUAAACGCAUAAAAAGUAUGAGGAGGUCCUUUAAUAAAUCAGCACUGUAAUGGUUAGCAAAUAUUUUGUGGCGUAAGAUUUUCAGAUUUCGUCACACAGACCUGGCGACCAUUUCUCUCACCCACACCCUCAUCCACAGCGUCUGCUCCUGAUUUACACAGAACAUUGGAUCAGAUUAGAUAAAGAUCAGACUGCUGGUUCUCAGGACACAGGAUCAGACUCCUCCUCAAGCCUUAAAAUUCCCAUGGAGGGCCUCUAGGUGGCACUGCUCCUUUUCCUGAGCAAAUCCCUGGUUAUUUUCAGGCCAUGUUCCAUAAAAAGAGUGAUUUAUCAAAAAAAAAAAAAAAAAAUUCAAAUGAAAGUGAAAUGUAAUGCAGGGCAAGGGACAGUGUCUUGUCUUUGUUUUUCUUUUUCUUUCUUUCUUUCUUUUCGCUAGUUUUAAUUUUACCUGAAGCGAUCGAUUCCACCCUUCGCUGACACUUCUCAAAAGAAAUCCAAUUUUUCUUUGAAGUUUACAGUCUUACAUAAAGCAAAACUAUUCAGGUCUAUUUAUCUUUAACGAUUGUCAAGAUUUUUUGGAGAAAAAAAAAAAAAAGUUACUUAUUUUUGGUAAUUUGUUCUUUUUUAUGGAGAGAAACAAAACAACGGGGGGAAAAUAAAACACUCACCGGGUUUUUGUACCACUAUAAUCAUUAAUGACAUCAUGGUGAAAAGAAAAAAAACCUUCAUAUUUACUGUGUAUUUACUUCAUUUCCUUAUUAUGUGCCUUAUAAUGUGUUUAUAAUCAAAAUAGGUUUUAGAAAUAUUACCUAAGAUAUCUUAAGUACUAUUUUGUGCGAUUGGUGAGAGGGUUGAUUUUGUUGAUUUUUCGUUUUCUUGUAGUUUUUUUUUAGAUGUGUAUUUUUGUGGGGACUCAGUAUUGUGUGGUCUUUUUAUUCGAAUCAUAAAUUAAUGUUUGGUGCUUUGAAGGCACACUGGAGAAACGAGAACGAGCGGUUUGGUGUAAAAAUGCUUGGUGUUAUGCUGUGGGUCUCCUCCGUCGUGUGAGUGUGUGUGUGUGUGUGUGUGUGUGUGUGUGUGUGUGUGUGUGUGUGUGUGAGAGAGAGAGAGAGAGAGAGAGUGUUAAUGAAAAUCUCACCUCGUUGUCUCUGCAUGAUGAAAUGCUGUGAAAUGAAGAUCACGAAUCCGUGACGGUUCCCGUGCGAGGACGUUUAAUCCGUUUCUCUUUGAUUCUGAACCUUUUGUUCCUGAAAAUCACACUAUUUUAUUAAGAACCUGUUCAGCAUUCUAGAGUGUGUUCUUACAUUUAACAGUUGAGUGCAAAAGUUUGCAGAUCUUACCUUUUUUGGUAAAUGGGGGGGAAAUAAGGAAAAAAAAUCUAUAAAAUUUCCAAAAUGUUAAAAACGAAACACACAAAACAACAUAAAACAUCACAACUGUCUAAAGAGGAAUUUCCCCUGCUUCACUAUGAAUAUCUUACUCUUAACUUACACUUUCUGACCUCAUGGUGAAGGAAUGUGUGUAAAGCCCGAAACACUAAUGAAUAUGACCUCGAGUCUGAUUUAGUUCCGUCAGUAUUCACGCUGGGAAAGUCCCCGGUAUUCAGACUGGAGUUCCUCAGCUGAUCGAACUGGAAUUUCUGAGCUCCACGUUCAGGUUAUUCAAAUCACCUGCGUGUAGUUCACGCCUCCGCAGGCUUUCACGAUGCUCUUGAGUUAAACCGUCACGGGCUGAGAUUUUUACAUAUCAUCUGGACACAAACGCUUCACCAAACCUGAAAACCAUUAAUGAAGCUAGAAGAUAUUAAUGAUGGAAUCAUAACAUGGGCACAGGAUGUAGGCGAUUUUGAUCUUGAUUUAAUAAUAAGGUCAGAUUUGAUGCACUCUGUCCUGUAAAGAAAACGUGUUUACGGUGUGAAGGAUAAUCUGACCAAGCGCUCAUCCAUUGCUCAGCAUUUUAUCCAUAGAUAAUCCACAUCUCUGACCAAGACGCCUCUCCUCUGAGGUUCUCUGUGUGGACUUUUUUGUGGACUUUAAAGUGACUGACUAAUUCGUUGUGUCAUAUUUAUGAAUCUAAUAUCUGCUUUAAAUGGUGUGUUGGAGUGUUACAGCCAAAACGUAUUGUGGUUUCAUCAAACAGUCAGACGGUGGCGCUGGACUUGCGCUCAGAAUCGAGUGUAACUGAGACACGCCCCUGUUUUAGAUAAGCUCCGCCCCUGAGUGCGUAACUCUUGCCUGACUUCUGAAAAUCUGUAGUUACCUCUGAGGUGUAACUUGAUAUAAAUACGUGAUUAAAUCCUCACGGCGUGCUUUUGCUCCACUCGUAAAUAAAUUUGCUGUAGGCUACAUUACGAUCAUAAGGGUGCGCAAACUUUUGCAUUCAACUGUAUAUUGGCCUAAUACGUGGUCUUGAUUACAUAAAAACAUGAUGUGACCGGAUUAUAUUACAUUUUCUGUGAUCGUGCGUUAAGGGCAGUGACGUUGAGGUUUCGGAUCCUGUAGAUGACGGUGCGCGACAGUGCGUGUCAUUUCCUGUGUAAAAAAAACAAACUAAUUCAUCUGAGAUGAGUUCAUCUGUGUCUGGAGAAUCCCAAAGCAUCGAGCGGCGAAUUUCUGAUGUUUCUGAGCAGAAUGAUCUGAGAUUUCAACUGUGUGUGUGUGUGUGUGUGUGUGUGUGUGUGUGUGUGUGUUGGACUUCUUAUUUACUGUAUCUUAUAAUCAGAUUGAUUUUAGGGGGUGUGGCCUGUUUUGUGCUCUGUAGUGAUUUUUUUUUUCUUCUUUAUAUAUUUUUUCCCUCUUAUUUGUAAGGAUGUGAAACUGGAUAAAGGUGGAUGUGUGUGUGUGUGUGUGUGUGUGUGUGUGUGUGUGUGAGAGAGAGUGAAUGAGAAGGAAAAAGCUCGGUCGGUGGUGGUGUGAGAGGCGUGACGCUGUAUCUGUAAAAGCUUUUCAUUUACAAACAGGAGAAAAAGCCAGAUUUUUAACAUGGCACUAAAAAGCAGUUCGCUCUGAUUCUGAUGAUUUUCUCUCCAUCACACAUUCGCGUCUUUUUCAUUUUAAUUUGAAUGUUUUCUCACAGCUCAUUUUCAGUCCUGUCUUUCGACUCAGGCAACAUCGUCCCGCCGCGACGUCAGACACGUUCCUCUUCAAAUCCGCCUUGCGUUCGUUUUUGUUUUUUAUCGGAUUUAUAUUGAAAUUAAACACACAAAUAACGCAGGACCAAAGUUUACGUGCCUUUCAUCCAUCUCUUGAGCUUAUUUGUAACUUUCUUCCUGGAUGUACAUCAGAAAUCAGAACUAACGUGUGUGUGUGUGUGUGUGUGUGUGUGUGUGUGUGCUUUUUGUUUUCUUUUUGCAUUGUUCUUGCAAUUCCACUUAAGUGUCUUUUUUAUUUUGUUUUUUUUUUAAAGAAUCUAUUUCCCCUCAAACAGAAGGUGAAGCCAUAUAACACAUCAGAAUAUCAUAAUCUCAAAUAAUCCCCGUCAUUAACGAGUUCCUGCACCGAUGCUGAAUGUUUCUUACGUCAUUUCAUGAAAUCGACCUUUUAUUAUUAUUAUUAUUAUUAUUAUUAUUAUUAUUAUCAUCAUCAUCAUCAUUAAGGCCUCGUUCAAUACAGCUGAGAUUUACAUUAGAACAAAAAGAACCAUAAACGAUUUUCAUCUCAUCUUUACACAAAUUUAAUUAUGAAAGCUUUAUUAUUACCAAAGGAAUUUGACUCUAAUUGGACUCAUUUAGACGUUAAGUUCUGAAACGCCAUAAACAAGAAAAUGACAUUUUUCUAAAUAAUUCGAUUACGGGUGCGACGGAUAUUUUUGUGCUCUUACUCCAAAACCUCAGCCGUUUUUGUGGGUGGAAUAUUUCCGAAUCAACAUGACGUGCCGUAGACGGGAUCUCGUUAGUGAUGAAUAUUAAUGAACGAAUAAAUAAUGAGAACUGUUUGUUGGAUGGAUCACGGGUGUGGAAUUGAGGGGAAAACGCACGCAAGUUUAUUCACAUGCAAAAAGUGACUUCUGUUGCACUCGAGGACGGUUUUAAGCUGUUUCCAAGCUUAAAGUUUUAGCCAUCUGGACUUUUUUUCGUUUCUCUUUAAACAAUCUGGGCUAGAAGUUUUCCUUACUGAAACUGUAAGUUAUUUUGCAUUGCAGGGAGGGACGUAAAAAACUCCACUCGACUCAGGCACGACGCACAUACAGAAAGUGCCUGCAUCCGACCUCACGAUCCUCCCUCACGAUCCUCCCUCGCCUUGAAACGCCCCGGUUUAUAACUCCUAUUAAUAUUAACAUUAAUAUGAAUGUUCCACUACCAAAACAAACAAGUGCUUGUAAAUAUGUGCUCCCGUUUUUGUUUGGUUUGUUUUGUUUAAACCUGGCCAAAAAAAAAGAAAAAAAUCCACAAAAAUUCUAAGGUUUCUGGGAACAAGAUAAAACGCAUCAGUUGAUACGAACUGGUUUUUAUAUUUAUGAAAAUUCAACAGUUUUUUUGUUUUGUUUUUUUUGUCUUCUGUAUUUUGAUACCGCAGAAGGACCAGCUUUUUAUUUGUAAAAGUCGUCUAUGUGACGUUUGUGAGUUAAACCAUGGAGAGACGAGCGGAUUCAGUUUAUGAGUUUGAUGUAAUAAAAUG